Molecule: messenger RNA, 1824 nt
Organism: Colletotrichum navitas
Lineage: Eukaryota; Fungi; Ascomycota; Sordariomycetes; Glomerellales; Glomerellaceae
Product: ankyrin repeat-containing domain protein
Exons: 1
Coding region: 326-1687 (453 amino acids)
Biological process (GO): positive regulation of transcription by RNA polymerase II
Cellular component (GO): nucleus
Molecular function (GO): transcription cis-regulatory region binding; protein binding
Source: RefSeq, a predicted model, not a curated record
AGACAACAAUUAUCAAGUCUGUGAACGGCUUCUCAAUGAGGGGUGCCCGCCCGAUAUAAAGAUCAGAUCCUGCCACACUUGCACAGCCCUCGUCUUCGCCUUCUCGCGUAAGACAAUUCCGACCAAAAUUGUUGAUACACUCAUCGCAAGAGGUGCAAGUUUCAGAGCCGCUUCCUGUGCGCGACAUGGAUUGACCACAUAUUCGCGUGUUCGGUACUUUGACAACAGUAGCACUGAUACGUACUCCUGGUCCUCAACGUCCGACAGCGACGAAGAUAAGACACCUCAGUGGCCAAUACGGGGGUCCACAUGUCUUGACUUCCUCAUGUAUGAGUACAACCUCCCAGAAGAGGUCUCGGCGUGGCUUCGUCUCAUUCCUCAGAAAGACAUGGUGUGGCUUUUGGACAACUCUUUUGCGGUCCGGGUUGCUAUCGAUAGGAACUCCUGCAAAGUCCUCGCAGUAUUGUUAUCCUACGUAUCAGAACUGGGCACUGUCGGAGGGCUCAAUCUGGUCAGAGAUCUUGUCAACGAGGUUCCAACUCGCCCGGACCGGUAUUGUGAUUACUCGCCAUUACACGAUGCUGUGGAGGAAGAGUACGCGGAUAUUGCACGACUCCUUCUGCAGUACGGAGCUGAUGUCAACCGACAAAACGCGGCUCAAAUGACCCCGCUACACAUAGCAGUUGAGGCGGAUGACUUGGAAAUGGUCAAACUUCUCACUGACCACGGGGCUUCUAUUCAUAUCCGAGACGGUCAAGGUCGUACCCCCGUUGAGGUCGCAGUCCGUUAUGCCAGUCCCGGAAUGGUCGAAUUCCUCCUCGACAAGGGGGCUAGUAUCAGCCGUAUUCUCGAGUCAAAUUCAAAACUGAUGUGCGCCUCAGUCAAUAUGGCCAUAUCGCUACAAAAAGCCGGCAUUAAUCUCAAUCAGAUCGGGGGCUUUGGAACACCACUCUGGACACCUAUGUUGUUCAAAAUUCAACUUGCGACCUACAUCCUGAACUCCGACCAGCAUGCAUUUCUUCGUACAUUUGAACCAGGAAGAGUGCCGUGGAAGCUCUUAUGGUAUUUCUACGAUUUUGAUGUUGUCAACUCAAUGCACAGGCAGUUGCGGCUGAUGUACCGCAGACUAGGCCACGAUUUUAUGCGCCAGAUAUCUGAGAUUGAAGCAGAUGACGGUCAUGAACCGUUUAAUAUUCUAUGCUUCUCUGCCCAUUAUGGACUUGUAGACGAAGUCAAAGUUCUGCUAGGGGAGGGAUGUGACAUCGAAUUCGAAGGCUCUGCGGCUGGAACGGCACUUAUGGCCGCAGCCAGUAUGGGACGGAUUGACAUCGUCAAGUUGCUAGUUUACGCAGGUGCCAGGAUACAGUAUAAGAAAAACGAGGGUUGGAGGAGUGCGGUUACCGCUGCUAAAGACUUCCCGGAUGUGCUGAACUGGUUAUUGGUAGGGAGGUUUACGGAACAGAGCAGGAUCGAGGAGUCAUCAGUUGAUUGGAGCAGCGAUUCUGAGGUCAAUGUGUGUUUUUGGAGUGGCUACUGGGCAGGUGUGUUUCCGUUGGAAGGCAAAUACACACGGGGCUGGGGCGACUCCAUGUUGAGAUGGCUGUCGUGCUUGGAGAAGGCAAGGAGGAACUGUAAAGGUAAAGUGGUGAUUUCCCAUCUGAGAGACAUAGGCGUCCACGGGGAAUGAGUCUCAUGACGAACAAUGAAGACCAUGACGCAGUAAAAAGCCUAGUCUGGUGGACAGUCACUGUCUGCAAUAUUUUUGGCCUGCGUCAUGUCCUUGGCCACGACUACAUCCUUAUUUUCCAACACAAUCAUAAUGAA